Molecule: messenger RNA, 2091 nt
Organism: Gadus macrocephalus (Pacific cod)
Lineage: Eukaryota; Metazoa; Chordata; Actinopteri; Gadiformes; Gadidae
Product: tumor necrosis factor receptor superfamily member 14-like
Exons: 7
Coding region: 458-1231 (257 amino acids)
Biological process (GO): defense response to Gram-positive bacterium; positive regulation of peptidyl-tyrosine phosphorylation; positive regulation of cytokine production involved in immune response
Cellular component (GO): external side of plasma membrane
Molecular function (GO): protein binding
Source: RefSeq, a predicted model, not a curated record
UCCAUUGUGUGAUGUUUAGUGUGAUCGCGACCAUUAGUGAGAGUGCUGUGUGUGUUGGUCAGGUGUCACCAAUGUUCAGGGGGUUGAUUUAAUAUCAGUCCGUAGUCGUGCGGUGUAUUGGGACGCGGAACUGCAUAAUUGCUUAUCGUGGUCACCACCCAACUGCUCGCGCUUCCCGUGCUGCUCGCCACGUUAUUCUUUAUAUUACAGAUUUGUGGGCAGUCCCAGUCGAACCAAAACAGCUCUACCGGAAACCAGCUGACACACAACACCCAACGCUCCAACCUUGAUGCCGCAUCGUACAUGACUUCAAUUAUUUAAGAUGCAAGAUGAAGAGAUAGCAGAACAGUGAGGGUCCAGGCCAAGUGAGGCACAGACAUUUCCAGUCUUCCAGUUGUGUCCACCACACAACGUAGCUGACAUCAAACUCAAACACUUUGGUUACUACAACUUCCUGAUGAUUCAAACUGGAAUAAACAUUGGACAUCUUCGUCCAAUUUUCUCUGAACAUUUAGUUUGGCUAAUAUUCAUUGCCAUUACUAAUGUAUCAGCAGGAUGUCCCUCGGAUGAAUAUCCAAUAAUGCAUCAUGAGUGUUGUCCUAAUUGCCAAACUGGCCAAUAUGUUUCUGAGGACUGCACUCUGAGUAAGUACACAGUGUGUCUGCCGUGUAGCGAAGGUACUUUCAACAACGGAUCGAAUGGGCUCAAACAAUGCUUUCCUUGCACAGACUGCGUUUCAGGUCUCGGCUUUAAGCUGAAAAAGCAGUGUACAGCCACAUCAGAUGCUCUGUGUGAGGUACUGGACGGCUACUUCUGUAAGGACUCAGUGAGGGGUGGCUGUAUGGCAGUUCAGAGACACAAGGAUUGCAGCCCUGGCCAAUGCAUCAGCCAAAGAGGAACAGCUUCUCAAGACACAGUGUGCCUUAAUUGCAACCAUGGAACAUUCUCAAAUGGCAACUCAACAUAUUGCCGGCCCCACACAAUAUGUGAACAUCUGGGACUGGAGCAGAUGAAACCAGGAAGUGAUUCCAAAGAUUCUGAAUGUAGUUCAUUCAAAGGCGGGGAUAAAAGUGUUUGUGAGGUAUUAGGAUUAAUAGUAGCUGGAACACUAAUUCAAGUAGUGGCAAUCUUCGUCCUGAUGCUAUGUCUAUAUAUUUAUAUACAUUGUUUACCACACGUUGAAGGCCUGAAUGCCUCUAAGUUAAGUAUUUUGUGUGAGGUGGUUGAAUGAUUCCAGUGGGGCUAGUUAUCCAGGUCUGCACCACUUUUUUAAGUAAAACUGAAUGAUGGUGCUACACUUUAUUGGAAAGAGCCUGGGGGAGACUAACAUUUUGGCCAGCCAAUUGGGUGGGACUUGAGAUGGGGCGGAUUGGUCAUGAACAGUGUCUAAGGGCAGCUCAAUGCUGCUAGUCUGAAUUCAGCAAUUCAUUCGCUCAGACUUAAUUGGUGCUGACGAUUUUUCUGCAUUCUCAGGCCAUAUCUGGGUACCCACUGUGAUUUUGUAGUUGCCGUAGGACGGUUUUAAUGUACUUGUUUACAACAUUAAGUACUGCCAGACCAUGAAUAUGCCAUAUUCUCUGAGAAUAAGGGAAUAGGAAAAGCAUUGCAAUGAUGGCACAUUUUUAUGCAGAAGCACAAUGUAUUUUUCCUAUCAUCUCAAAAACAAAUGUACUAAUCACUGGUCAGACUUUGAAACUGUACAGCCUUAAAGCCUUAAACAUGUUCACUGAUACAAGCAGUGCAGUAGGUUCAAUUUAAGUGCAUAUGCUGUCAAUCCCAGGUACAGUAUUUGAUUGCAACAGUUCUAAAUGAAGCAGAAAGUAGGGGAUUUUUUGGCGAGUUUGGUUUCAAAAUCAUGCUUUCUUCUGCUCCAUUAUGCUCUCUUUACAACUCUCUAAUCUUAACAGCUGCGUUACCGAAUGUUAUAGUGAAAGGUAAUCCCUAAUAAGCUCUGAUAUGCACUUGCCAAUACAGGAAAGUAAAGCUUUACAGAAGUGUAUAUUACUUCUAUAAGUCGAGAUACAAAUAUUAUGCUUUGAUGUUUUUGCACAAAUGGGGCUUUUGGGGCGACUGCAAUAAAGGGAGGGCUUA